Mobula hypostoma (lesser devil ray) is the source of this 1126-nucleotide messenger RNA. Its product is annotated as cobalamin binding intrinsic factor-like. Gene Ontology annotation, molecular function: cobalamin binding. NCBI's taxonomy places the organism in Eukaryota, Metazoa, Chordata, Chondrichthyes, Myliobatiformes, Myliobatidae. The transcript has 5 exons. Gene Ontology annotation, biological process: cobalamin transport. The annotation marks the transcript as partial. The record is from RefSeq and is a predicted model, not a curated record.
GUAGACACGGGCGCUGUCGCCACUCUGGCCCUGUGGUGUGUCAGGGACAGGAAUCGUGCGCUGUCUGUCUCGGCCGUUGCCCGCUCCCUGCGAAUCCUGGUGGACCGGCUGCUGUCGGAAGUGAGGCCGGACGGUCUGAUCGGGAACGUGUACAGCACGGGGCUGGCUGUGCAGGCUCUCUCCCUGAUCCAGGACCUCAUCCCGGCCGGAUCCUGGAACUGUUCUCGCUCCCUCGAGCGGCUCCUGCUUUCUGCCAAGGACGGCUCCCUCAAGAACCCCCAGGCGGCCUCGCAGGUCACCCCCUCCCUCGAGGGACGGACCUACCUGGACGUGGGCGCCAUCGACUGCCGGGAGGACCAGAGCAACCUCACCCUGCCGGAUACGACCACCCCCGCGGCCCCCGUCACCAGCGGGCAGCCGGACAUCCGCGUCUGCUACAACGUGACCGACGGGCUGGGGGGCACGUUCAGCGACCGGGUGCUGGUCCGCGUCCCGAGCGGCAGCAUCCUGCUCCGGGUGAUGGAGGCCGCUCGGGACCUCUUCCCUCAGAGGUUCAGCUUCCAGUACAAGAUGACCCUCUGGGGCCCCUCGCUGUACAGCGUCCGAGGGCUGGAGGCAUCGUCCGAGGACAGGACCUACUGGAGUCUGCGGAGUGGCUCCCGGCCCCUCGAACAGGGUAUCGGUGAUUACGUCCCAUCGGAUGGAGAGACGAUCGUAGUGAUCCUGUCCCGUUACUGAUCCUCAACGCAGUCCUCCCCCCUCCACACCUCCUCCAACUCCCACACCUCUUCCCUCCACACCUCCUCCGUCCCCUACACCUCCUCCCUCCCUCCCCUACACCUCCUCCCUACCACCUCUACACCUCCUCCCUCCCUCCCCUACACCUCCUCCCUAUCUCCCCUACACCUCAUCCCUUCCUCCUCUACCUGCCCCUCCCACACUCCCCUACACCUCCUCCCUCCCUAAACCUCCUCCCACCCUCCCCUACACCUCCUCCCUCCACAUCUCCUCCCUCCUCUACACCUCCUCCCUUCCUCCCCUACACCUCCUCCCUUCCUCCCCUACACCUUCUCCCUACCUCCCCUACGCCUCCUCCCUACCUCCCCUACACCUCAUCCCUUCCUCC